Messenger RNA from Oryza brachyantha (malo sina), 1265 nucleotides. RefSeq names its product histone deacetylase 5. Bases 602 to 1138 code for a protein of 178 amino acids. The record is from RefSeq and is a predicted model, not a curated record. Lineage: Eukaryota; Viridiplantae; Streptophyta; Magnoliopsida; Poales; Poaceae. The transcript has 5 exons.
GAUGAACUGAAGGCGUUCUAUCCUGUUCUGAGUAGUAGAUUGCGAGAGAAUGUAUUAUUGAGGAGUAGGCCCUCACAAACUGAGGAAUUUGCCUCCUUUUCAACACUUAUUUUACAUAGACAUGUGAUGGCAACAGUUACUACUUGCGCAAUACUCCCUCCGUCUCAUUUUUGCUAUCUUACACAUACCAGUACAAAGUUAUAAAGACUAAAAUGCCCUUUACCUUAUCAAACUUCAAUGCAAUUGUCUCCUCCCUUUUCAAUUCCCAAGGCAUUUGUCCCCCACUUUAUCAAACCCCAAUGCAAUGAUUGCUCAAAAAAUAAAGCCAUUACGGGACAAAGAAGCCCAAAGAUGAACUCUUUCGAAGACAAAGGGAGUAUAUUCUUAAUGGCUUCUGCUUGAAAUUAUUUUGUACUUAGCUCAUGCAUGCUGAGCUGUAUCAACUCAGUUAUGGAUUUCUAUUGAUAGGCUAUUUGUUGACACCCUGUACUUCGAUGAGUUGUUUGAAAAUGCUGACAAAACACAUCAUGUGUAUACCGAUGUCCUAGAGCUGUAUCCUUCCUCUGGUUCUGAGUCUGAUGUUGAAGAGCUCCCUGAUGCUAUGGCUUUUGUCAAUGUUAUUCAAAUUACUGAUGGUGUUAUAAGUGAAAGCCUCUCAAAGUUGAGACUUGAAGACAAAAUCGCAAUGACAGCCACCUCAAGUAACAUAACAGUUGAACAAAGUCCAACUGAUUUAGCUGAACCACAAAAUUUCGGAUCUGCUGCAGUGUCUAAAGAAAUAUCAUCUCUAUCUUUUACUUGGAGAUCAGAACUAUCAAAAGUAUAUGUUUGGUAUGCCAGCUUUGGUUCAAACAUGUGGACACCAAGGUUUCUGUGCUAUAUCCACGGGGGAAAGGCUGAGGGUAUGAAUAUACCAUGUUUUGGAUCGCAUGAUCCAAGCCCACCAAGUGGUACCAUGUGGAAGACUGUACCUCAUCGAUUGUUUUUUGGAAGAUCUUCUACUACCUGCUGGGGAAUUGGUGGUGUUGGUUUUCUCAACCCUGAGACAAACCCCUCUGGAAACUCCUAUGUCUGCACGUACAAAAUAACGCUUGAGCAGUUCAAUGAUGCAUUGUUUCGAGAAUCGUUUAGUGAAUGAGAACAAGAAAGCAGAAAAACUGAAUGUCCUGACUCUCCUCUGAUUGGCUUGCCUGAAAUAAGAGUUUGUUUCCAGAAACAAAGCUGUCCAUCUUGGACCUAUUAAGGUUUGAUUUGCACCGCAUCAA